Molecule: messenger RNA, 1550 nt
Organism: Somion occarium
Lineage: Eukaryota; Fungi; Basidiomycota; Agaricomycetes; Polyporales; Cerrenaceae
Source: the annotation of a GenBank genome assembly
CCUCAGCUCAUUUUACACCCCCCCCUCUCUUCCUACUGCCCAAUCAAUUAGCUCUCAACACAAACACAAUGGAAUCUCCCGUUGACAGUGACAUGGGAUCCUCAAUUGGUGAUCUGCCUCCUUUUGUAUCCUACGUCGACGUUAUGCAUCGUGUAAAGUUACGACUAGAAGUGAACGGACCUGACGACCUAGAGCAAAUUCUGUUUCACAUGGAACAACACUCGUCUCCGGCCUCUCAGGAGCAGCUGUCAACACCCCAAGCCUGCGGGGUAUGCUCCCGUCUAGAUUGCGUAGAUGGCCACGCCGUGGAUCCGGAUGAAUGCCAUUAUCAUGAAGCCAUUUUCAGCUUCCCCAAGGAGCAGGAGUUAUCGUAUGCGACGUGUGCGACUUACCUCAAACAGAUCGUGCGAUUCUUGACAUGGGAAGACCAUUCUAUGGCAAGAUGCAAAGUAACGCUCAGAGGACUGUAUUUCCCACUGGAAAUCUUGAAAAGCAUUCGCCGUGCAAGUAUCCCCGUUCGCAAGCUGGCACUUGUUGAUUGCACUUUCGGAUCGCGCAAAGAAUUCUUCACGUUGCUCUGCAUUCUUCCGGGGUUCAGUCGCCUCGAUCUGAUUCGGACAACGUGGACGCAAGUUGAUCAUCGUAAUGAUGUGAACGACGACAAGGGCUUGGCCCUGGCUACACGUAACUUCCUGGGUUUGAAGGUCGAAACUAUUGAUCCAUCUGACUUACGAGCAGUAUACCCUUUACUGGACAUCGAUCGCGAGGACAGUGGUCUGAGUCUCUCCUUUUGCAAGCUUUCUGUCUCCUGGAAUGCGAAAUGGGAUGAAAGGAUCGCUCAAGAUUUCAAGAAGACUUUCCCACUGACCAGGUUUGGCUACCUACGCCGCCUUCGCGUGGAGGUUGGCAUCAACCCUAUAUUACACGGUAGCAAUCUAGGCUGGAUUCUGUCCCUUCUGCCAGAGAAUAUCAGGCCCAAGCAAGAAGGGCCCACUCGUGGAUGGCUCAAGGCCGUUCAAUUUGACUGUUCCGAUAUGGAUCCUAAUACCUUUAAAUGGCCGGUGUGGGACGACAUUGAACGAAGAUUGUUAAAGCUCAGGACAAACGAAACUGGUAGCGGUGUUACGACAGUACAAUUCAAGGCACCAAGAGGACUUUCGGCUGCUUAUACUCAGGCUCUUCUGUGCAAGCGUCUGCCUAAUUUAACACAAGCUAGACCUGCCGUCGCUUUCUUAGAGCAGUUCUUCCCCAACGUCUUUCUUCCUGUGGUUGAUGCAGACUCCGCCUUCGUUGACAAUGAGUCAUGAACCUGGCCUGUAAAAAUUAUCCGCUGUGCGGAUUAGAUCUUAUUUCCUAUGUACCAUCCAACUAGUAUAUAUUUACAUGAUCCUCGUUAUAGACGGCUUGUCUCCAAAUGCUACAGGACCCGAUGCAUUUACCUUCUUCCCUUUGAGGCCAUAUAAUCUCAUUCAGCUACAUGAUGCACUUGUUGACUCAACGCUAUCGAAAUUCCAGUAUGGCGAUUACCUCCAUAAAAAUCUCGGCGUUGC